Messenger RNA from Vicia faba (fava bean), 1041 nucleotides. Lineage: Eukaryota; Viridiplantae; Streptophyta; Magnoliopsida; Fabales; Fabaceae. The record is from the annotation of a GenBank genome assembly.
AUGUAUUACAAAGACCCACAAUUUGGGAUGAAUGAACUAGUUUAUGACAAAGGUUCCCUAGAAAUUACAGACCUAUACAGGGUGCACCAUAUUGUUCAUGUUUACAUUAAACAUAGUUUGUCUCAACCCGAGUAUUGUGAUGGUCCUGUUGAGGAGCCUGAGAACAUUGUAGAUGAGAUGGAGGAGUUGCUUAACAAGUUGCAUGAUGACAAUGAAGGAAAGUUAAAGGAGUCUGUUGUUGGUGUGGAUGAAGUUAAUGAUGGAUUGAAUGAUCCAAGUGUUGUGGUGGAACAAAGUAAUGUUAGAUUGAAUGAUGCAAAUGUAGGGGUGGAAGCAACAAAUGUUAAAGUGGAGCAUGUUGAAGUGGAGUCAAAUACUGAUGGUCAGGUGCACGAUGAAUCCAAUUCUUAUGACAGUGAGGAUGAGAGUUACCAGUAUGAUAGUGCCCUAGAAGUAGCCUUGGACGAUGAAUCUGAUGGUUAUGAGGACAUUGAUGAAAAUGAAAUUGCAGACAUGACUGUGUAUGACAGUAAUGAAAUAUCAAAAGGAAAAGGAAAAGGAAAAGGAAAGUGUAGAAAAGAUACAGAGGAAUAUAAGGGGAGAGACAAUGACAGUGAGGAUCUUCAAAGUGGUUGUGACAGUGAUGAUAGUAGUGGAGUUAAAAGGAAUAAAUACCCAAUUUUCAAAGAGAUAAAAGAUAUGGCUAAUUACAAAUGGGAAUUAGGAAUGUAUUUUACUUCAAAGGAUGACAUUAAGGAAGAAAUUUACUCAUAUGCUGUUCAAAAUGGAAGAGCCCUCAAUACCAUAAAAAAUGAUAAGAAAAGGAUGAGGGUGAGAUGUAAGGAAGGUUGUGAGUGGGAGGUUUAUUUUUCCAAGUUAUUAAAUGAGGAAACCUGGAAAAUAAGGAAAGUAACUGACAAUCAUAAUUGCAGUAGAGAGUAUAAUGUGAGGAUGCACUACAAGAAAAAUGAUAGAUUGGGACGGUUAUUUUGGCUGAUUACGACGGUUAAAACCGUCGCAAUUUACACUCUACGACGGUAG